ACUGCCACUGUCCGGUGCCACCAUCUACCGUACGAGGUAACUACCUAGGUUGACCAUCUUACCUAGGUAAUUAUUAUCUGAUUCUGUAUCAAUUGUAUCGCCCAUUGUACACAGAACGGACGCUUCCCCAGGCACGACUCCUUACCCAAGACGGCAAUCUUAUUCUGAUUCGCUCCAUCAAGUCUUACUUGACAAAUCCAUCAAAGUUUUUUUCCCCUUUGGAAUUUCUCAUCCUCACAUCCGCCGCACGCCGCCAUUAUUUGAAUACUUUCCCAUUCAAUCCGUCGCUUCUGUUCCAACACGGACAACUGCUGCGAUUACUAACAGCCACCCACGUUUCCACUAUCCGGUCCCCUGUAAGCUAGCAGCUUUUGCGUCAUUAUAAGUAGGCGGGCGGUUCUCAUACCUGUUGCCUUUUUCCUUCCAUUCUUCAUGAGUAGGAGAUUAUUGCUUUACCGGCUCCCGCAAGGUUUGACUUCCGGCUUAACACUGAGUCCUCUCCCGUCUACUUCUGCUGCUUCUGUACACGCCCGUCCUCUCUUAUCAACCUCCAAGUCAUCCAAAGCUAUCCUGGCGGCAAAGCGGCUAUCGGCUUUCUCUCGACACUUCUCCAGCGCAAACCCCACCAUGGCUCCCGUCCCCAAAGAGGCCGACUAUCUAGUCAUUGGAAUCGGUAGCGGUGGUAUUGCUUCCGCACGACGAGCUGCAAAGCAUGGAGCCAAGGUCAUUGCCAUUGAAUCGAAGCGCAUGGGCGGCACGUGUGUGAACGUGGGUUGCGUUCCUAAAAAGGUGACAUGGAAUGCAGCAGCCAUCGCUGAGACGUUCCGUGACGCAAAGUCGUAUGGUUUCGGAGGGUUUGAGCAACCCAGCUUCGACUGGCCCUACUUCAAGCAGAAGCGUGAUGCCUAUGUCAAGAGACUGAACGGCAUCUACGAGAACAACCUGAACAGGGAUGAGAUCGAGCACAUCAAGGGCCGAGCAAAGUUCAUCUCCAAGAAUGAGGUGGAGGUCGCCCUCGAGGCUGGAGGAACCCAGCGCGUCAAGGCCAAGCACAUCCUGAUAGCAACCGGUGGCCGACCACAUCUCCCGGACAUUCCCGGAAAGGAGCUCUGCAUCGAUAGUGAUGGCUUCUUCGACCUUGAGCAACUGCCCAAGCGCAUUGUAACCAGCGGUGCUGGCUACAUCGGAGUGGAGAUGUCCGGUAUGCUCCACGCUCUUGGAUCCACCGUUGAUUUCGUUAUCCGCGGUAACACCCUACUCCGUUCGUUCGAUCCCAUGAUCCAGGAUACCGUGACUAAGGAGUACGAGCGUCAAGGAGUCAACCUGCACAAGGGCAGCCAGAUCACCAAAGUGGAGGACAUUGGCAACGGUCAGAAGAAGGUCACCAUCAAGAAUUCCUCGACCGGAGAGGAGACCGUUGUGGAGGCAGACACUGUCCUCUUUGCCGUCGGUCGCACCCCCGAAAUUGAGGACCUGCACAUCAAGGAGUUAGGCAUCAAUCUGAAUGGCAAGAACCACAUCGUCACCGACAAGUACCAGAAUACCAACCUGGAGAACGUCUAUGCAAUUGGUGAUGUCUGCGAUCGUGGCUUCGAGCUGACCCCGGUAGCCAUUGCUGCCGGCCGACGUCUGUCCGACCGUAUCUUCGGCGGCCAAAAGGAUCGCCAUCUUGAGUACGACAACAUCCCGUCUGUGGUCUUUGCCCAUCCAGAGAUUGGUUCGAUCGGCCUUACGGAGCCACAAGCCAGGGAAAAGUACGGCGACAAGGUUAAGGUUUACAAGACCCAGUUCACGGGCAUGUACUAUGCGAUGAUGGACCCGGAAGAGAAGGGCCCGACAGCGUAUAAGAUCGUCGUCGUGGGAGAAGAAGAGAAGGUCGUCGGACUGCACAUCCUGGGCCAGGGCAGCUCUGAAAUCCUACAAGGAUUCGGCGUGGCAAUCAAGAUGGGUGCUACGAAGAAGGACUUUGACUCGUGCGUGGCUAUUCACCCCGUGUCCGCCGAGGAACUCGUAACGAUGACUUAAAGAAGAAUGCCAAUUACAAACAACAUAUAAGGAUGAGGUUCGUUAUCUUGGGAAAGCGAAAGAGGAAUAUAGAGAGUAUCAUCUGCUUGUUCCUGUCCUUUCUACUGGAGAGAAAUAGAG
Molecule: messenger RNA, 2145 nt
Organism: Aaosphaeria arxii CBS 175.79
Lineage: Eukaryota; Fungi; Ascomycota; Dothideomycetes; Pleosporales
Product: glutathione reductase-like protein
Exons: 2
Coding region: 433-2025 (530 amino acids)
Biological process (GO): glutathione metabolic process; cellular response to oxidative stress; cell redox homeostasis
Cellular component (GO): cytosol; mitochondrion
Molecular function (GO): flavin adenine dinucleotide binding; glutathione-disulfide reductase (NADPH) activity; NADP binding
Source: RefSeq, a predicted model, not a curated record